Messenger RNA from Protopolystoma xenopodis, 915 nucleotides. The record is from the annotation of a GenBank genome assembly. NCBI's taxonomy places the organism in Eukaryota, Metazoa, Platyhelminthes, Monogenea, Polystomatidea, Polystomatidae.
AUGAUGGUCACGCCAACCACCAUUUUUUCUUACUUAUUCGUGCUUGUACUUUCCUUACAUGCUCCGCAGUUCUCUUACCAGCCCCGACACAACUAUGAUCUAAUCACGAUUAAAAUGAUCAUUGCUAUAACACGCCGGCUUUGGCUUCGAAUGUUAAACAAUCGGUACUCUAUAAAGAAGCUCCAAGUCGCUUCGGGCAAUUUUGGCGCAGAAGAACGGGAACAGCUCCAUGAUUUAUAUGAAAGAGAAUCGAAAUAUUCUUCAGAAUCCUUUGAGUUUCCCAUAGAUGAUCUCGCCUCACAUUCUGAAUUAUCAAAUGGACGGCCAUCCAACCAAGCGAAUACAAAUUUUGUAUCCAACUACCAGGAUGAGGUCUCUAUUUCAUUACAAGCACUGGCCACAGUAAUUCUUCCCAAGCUUUUGCCUGAGGAGCAACCUUGCUUCUUGGAUAUCGUUUCAUCACAAUUUCCGAGCCCGAUAGUUCCUUUCACAACUCCAUCCUCUCAACGUAAACAACAGAUUCCAAAUGAUCCUUUCUCUGCCACCGCACCUGAUUAUUCCAAUUUAUCGUCUAACGACGAGACUAGUUUUAAGCCUAGUCUUAAACUCUUUGGCUCAUGGAACGGAACUGACAAUAGCAGUGAAGCCCCUGCCGCUACUUCUACUAGCAACAAGCUUACUGACUGUUCACUCUUGAGUAGCUCCUCGACGUUAGUCACUUUACCAAAUAAUGCGUUCAAUAGAGUUUUUACAGAUCCGCUUCUUAUGCAAGCUCUUCGGGCCAGUCUAACAGAAGCCGUGUGUAUUGCUUCCCCUGAAGUAAUGUGCGCCAAAAUGCUACAGCUUUAUACAUGUCUUCAGUUUUGGAAAGCAAUUGUUAUCUUUGGACCCGCUUCGACAGGCAAAACCAGGUAA